UACUACUUUUACAGAAAGGCUAACCUGCUAGCAAACAACAACAGAAGAUCCCGGACUACUAUCGUUGUAAUUAAACCCAACACAAAGGGGGCAAACUGCUUCCAUCUGGCGAGAGCUGAUGCAGAUGGACGUCAGAACUGAGCAUUGACGAGUGGAAGCGACAGAUUCCUCCGCAUUCUCACCCUCUUGCCCCCAACACCUUCUGUCACGCUGGCAAUGUCAAGAGUCCCGAGUCCCCCUCCCCCUGCGGAAAUGUCCAGCGGGCCUGUGGCCGAGAGCUGGUGUUACACUCAGAUUAAAGUGGUGAAGUUCUCAUACAUGUGGACCAUCAACAACUUCAGCUUCUGUCGUGAGGAGAUGGGGGAGGUCAUCAAGAGCUCCACCUUCUCAUCUGGGGCCAAUGACAAGCUGAAAUGGUGUUUGCGUGUAAAUCCUAAGGGCCUGGAUGAGGAGAGCAAAGACUACCUGUCUCUCUACCUGCUGCUGGUCAGCUGUCCGAAGGCGGAGGUACGCGCUAAGUUCAAGUUCUCCAUCCUGAACGCCAAGGGAGAGGAGACUAAAGCCAUGGAGAGCCAGAGGGCGUAUCGCUUUGUCCAGGGGAAAGACUGGGGCUUUAAAAAGUUCAUCCGGAGAGACUUCCUCCUCGAUGAGACCAAUGGUCUCCUUCCCGACGACAAGCUUACACUGUUCUGCGAGGUGAGUGUGGUGCAGGACUCGGUCAACAUAUCUGGUCAGAACACCAUGAACAUGGUGAAGGUUCCUGACUGCCGGCUAGCAGACGAGCUGGGGGGUCUCUGGGAGAACUCGCGCUUCACAGACUGUUCCCUGUGUGUGGCCGGUCAGGAGUUUCAGGCCCAUAAAGCUAUCCUAGCAGCUCGGUCCCCUGUAUUCAGCGCCAUGUUCGAGCAUGAGAUGGAGGAGAGCAAAAAGAAUCGAGUGGAGAUCAACGACGUCGAGCCGGAGGUUUUCAAAGAAAUGAUGUGCUUCAUCUACACAGACAAGGCUCCAAACCUGGACAAGAUGGCAGACGACCUGCUGGCAGCAGCGGACAAGUACGCUCUGGAAAGACUGAAGGUAAUGUGCGAGGACGCGCUGUGCACCAGCCUGUCCGUGGAAAACGCAGCCGAGAUCCUGAUCCUGGCCGACCUGCACAGCGCUGACCAGCUCAAAACGCAGGCCGUCGACUUCAUCAACUAUCAUGCUGCAGAGGUGAUGGAGACAGCGGGCUGGAAAUCGAUGGUGGAUUCUCAUCCUCACCUGGUGGCUGAAGCUUACCGCUCACUGGCCUCAGCUCAGUGCCCCUUCCUCGGACCCCCACGCAAGCGCCUCAAACAAUCCUAACAGCCUCACAGGGAGGUGUUUACACUUCUGUGUACACACAACACAUGCAGACACACACAAAAACACACAUAUACGCCCCCCGUGGAACACAGGGACAUCUUUUCCCCUUUGCUGUUACCUACCACACUACCUACAGCCACCCCCAAAUACCCCCCUUCUGCCCCAUCAAACCUGCUGUAUUUGUCUCUUCUGAACAUGAAGGGAGGUGGAAGAGAAAGAAGGAGAUGGACAAGAGAGAGGGGGCAGGUAGGCUCGUGAAGUGGAUGUUUGUCGUUUACAAAAAAAAAAUCCUCCCUUUUUCUCCUCGGGUCGGGCUUAGUGAGGUCUGACAUUGAGCUCUUUCCCACGUGUGAAGUUAAAUCCUUCGACAUCCUGCGAGUACCUUCUUUGGGAUCCAUUCAGGAGGAAGAACUGGAUACAACAACUAUCCAAUCAGAGCCAUCUGUCUACAAAUAUGGAGGCUUAAAGCAUACAGGAAAGUCUUUAACAGGCUAUUUUAUCAGAAGGCUUCUCUUUGCUGCGUUGGAGAAGACCCCAAACUCAGAGACUCAUGGGACUAAAAAAAGAAGAAGCAGGCCUGUCAGUGACAAACUAGAAGCCCCCCUGAGAAAGACAACCAAGGGCUAGUAACACAAGGAGAUAUGGGACAAAAUCAUCAAAAUAGUUCUCCCACAGAAAGUUGGGAAACAUUGCACUAAAGUCACCCCUCUUCAACCUGUACCAGCAGUAAAGUAGAAAUACUGUAGGCAAGCACACAUGGACUAAAGACCCGGCAGGACCACCAAGAAUAAGAACCCUUUAACGAGAAUGAUCCGAAAGUGACAAAGACAACAUGUACUCCCAUAUCUAUGCUUCAUCUGCGUCCGUUUCCGUUUUUUCAAAUACCUUAGGGGGGUUAAAAGUGUAGAGGAUACAGAAAAUAGCAACGCACAACUGGAUGUCAUUCUUGGUGAAACUGUAUUUUGUCCGUGGAUCUGUCUUUGUAGCCCCUUGAGAGAAAAUAAAAUCCAAGGUGUCAACGGACAAACCAACCAGGAGAACACAGAGGGAAGCGUAAAGUCCAAAUAACAUUAGGAUUCAAUCAGGCAUAUUAAUGUUCUUUUAUGGUGGAUUUCUUAUUUGUUUUUGUUUUUUUCCCUCAGAAGUGUCAUUUCUAUUUUUUUCAUAGAAAUUUGUACAGAGACGAGUGUUUUUGAAGCCGUGUCAGUAAACAAAAGCAUUUUCAACGGUAAAAUUGAAAAAAAGCAAACGGAUGUUUUCUUUGCAGGCAUGAAGACUGAGGGGAAAUGAAAUUGAAAUGAACACGUUUUAAUGUUCAGAAAUGACCGAAUGUGAAUAAAAAAAUGCAAACCGAGGCAAAUCACAUGACAAACAUUUGAAGUUAUCAUUUUAAACCUGGUGGAAAAUGGUAAUGGAUAGAAGGAACCGUCGUCGUUUCUUUCCUGUAGAUAUCGCUGGUUAUGAGAAGUGACACUUAGUUGUUGCCAUUUUUUGUUCCCAAAAGAAUAAACCACAACUAUUUUGUAUUGAAUGCAA
Molecule: messenger RNA, 2877 nt
Organism: Labrus bergylta (ballan wrasse)
Lineage: Eukaryota; Metazoa; Chordata; Actinopteri; Labriformes; Labridae
Gene: spop
Product: speckle type BTB/POZ protein
Biological process (GO): regulation of proteolysis; proteasome-mediated ubiquitin-dependent protein catabolic process
Cellular component (GO): nucleus; cytoplasm
Molecular function (GO): ubiquitin protein ligase binding
Source: RefSeq, a predicted model, not a curated record